Eremomyces bilateralis CBS 781.70 is the source of this 3399-nucleotide messenger RNA. RefSeq names its product AIP3-domain-containing protein. The transcript has 2 exons. Gene Ontology annotation, cellular component: cell tip; cytoplasm. NCBI's taxonomy places the organism in Eukaryota, Fungi, Ascomycota, Dothideomycetes, Eremomycetales, Eremomycetaceae. Gene Ontology annotation, molecular function: cytoskeletal regulatory protein binding. The coding region runs from base 299 to 3262 and encodes 987 amino acids. Gene Ontology annotation, biological process: establishment of cell polarity. The record is from RefSeq and is a predicted model, not a curated record.
AUCACAGCUGUUCCGAUUCGGCAGGAGCGGACUGUUCCCAUCACGCUGCCAAGGCCCAAGGGCAAACCCUGGGGAACCCCAGCCGGCCAUACGAAUCUAUUCGUGCUGUAGGAACGGGCUAUUAUUAAAUCCAAUACUUUAUCACGAUACCUUACCCUGAGUCCCGAACCAAUCGCCCUCGGGAAGCCCGUGAGACGCCCCGAGCUGAGUCUCUUUAGACCUCGACCUUCGCUAUUUUCCUCGCGUUUCUCAUCUAGACUGUACUUCGUUGCUAUAUCGCAUGUUCUCCCCUGAAGCGAUGAAUCCAGUGACCGACGAGCCCGGGUCGCGCUCGUCGGGCUCCAACCGCUCUUCACAGCAAUCGUCGCGCCGUCAAAAUCCCCAGGCCCAGCUAUCGCAAAUCGAAAAGAGCGUCACCCAUCUCCUCGUCGCCACGAAGCAGCUCCUCGAGACCCUCACCGACUGGUCGCGCCGACAAGCAAACGAGAAUUCCGUGUCGGACGUAUAUGUUAGACUCGGGUACGAGUUCAACAUCGCAUGCCGCGCCUUCAACGCGAUCGGGGUCGAGACUCAGGAUCUGGGCCCCGUUCCCGAUCUAUUACGCGGGAUCCUCGAAGAGACCCUCUCCCAAGAAGCGUCCCAAGCCAGCCUUGAUCGCUUUCUACCACGGAUACGCGAUAUCAUUAUCAAUCUGCUUCACGGUCUGAAAAAGAAACAGCAGCGAUUACGACAACGAGCAGGCCGAGGCGAUCUGCCAAAUGGUACAACCUCAAGAGUAGGAAGCGGAGGAAGCCUGGAGGCAGAACUGGAUGCACAAUCUGAAAAACCAAGUCAAAGACCGCAACGACAAGGGAGUGCGGAUUUUACUGCCGAGAGUUCGGAGAUUCCUCCACGGACCUCCUCUUCAUCCGGUGGCACCGGACUGGCGCGCUAUAGCAUGUCAGGCGGCCGCCAGAAACGCAAUACUUCAUUGACGGAUGCCACACGGGAUUCGUCGUCAUCGCUCUCCAGUAACGCAUUGCAGAACAUCCCAGUCAUCGCCCCGUACCCCCAAGAAGAUACGAUCCCCACCCCAAUCCAACCGGCGCCUUCCCCAUCGUAUAACUCCAGCCAAGACUUCCCUCAUCCACCACCCCCGCCUCCACCGCCACCGAAACAGGAGGAUGCGCUGCUGGCCCUCCAGCGAGGCGGAGACUUGGAGAGGAGGGCGUCCCGGAGGUUUUCGUCCUACCAAAUCAAUAAACAGCUCGGACUUCCCGCCAGCCAGAACUCGCCGAUCCCGAAUCGGGGGCGUGAUAUCCGCGACUCUGUCAAUGCGGCCCGAAUGAGAAAUUCCGUGCUGCAUAGCCGGUCCAAAUCCACGCAACCACUGGGUGGUGGAUCGCCGUCAAGGCCCAAAGCUAUUUCGCCAUCGCGGAUAUCGGAGGAGAGUGGCGAGGAGGACACCGGGUCGUUUGCGACCUUGGUGAGGCAACCCGUCGAAUUGGAGGACCGAGGUCCUGUCGCGAACCUUUCAUCGAUCUCAGAACCGGAGCUGGGCGCGACAAUCAGCAGCCCGGUGCGAGAACUAGUGCUCACCCCAGAACCUGAACCUACCAAACCUCCCGUUGCAGAACUCCCGGUACGGAGUAAAUCGCGCGGCGAAACGAAGUCGCCCAUCCCCACACCGUCACCACGACCAUACGUGGCCGAGGAGUCGCCGCCUCCGGGCAAGGAGCUGACGCUAUAUUUGAAAUACAAGAGCCGAGUCAAAAAGUUUGUCCUGGAGAAUGGGUACGAGGAGUUGACGAUCCCUCGCCUCCAGCUGGCAUUUAUCGAAAAGUUCGCAUGGAAUACUCACAAUAAUGGCGUCGAUCUCCCUGCGAUCUACAUCGAAGAUCAGGGCGCUCGGUACGAACUAGAAGAUCUCAACGAUGUGAAGAAUCAUUCCAUCCUCGCUCUCAAUGUGGAGGAGCUGGAUGAGGUGAAACGCUCCAUCGACGAUGGCCUCAAUGGGCUACGAUCGAUGGUGGAAGGACUCAAGUCGGCGAUGGAGGUGCAGCAAGCCUCUCUUCAGCGGGUAUCAGAGGCACAACAAUCUACGGCCCGGGACAUUGCCGGGAUGACAGCCGCACCCCCCUUGGCUGCGCCCAACCAGAGCGCAUCAUCUCUACAGCCCGCCAUCGCACGCUCUCUCUCCCAGCGUGAAUCCACCGGUCAGAUCACCGAAGUGCAGACGCUACGCCGCGACCUUGCCGUUAUGCGGCAGACGUAUUCAUCCUUCCUGUCCGAGGUCCAAGCAUCCAUGGCCGACGUUCGUACCAAGGCUGCCUCGGUCAAGACCGUCGCCUUCAAAGCCGCCAUGUCCGACCUUGAAGGCGAGCGCGGCCGAGCGUACCUCAACGAAGGAAAGAAGACGGUCACGGACGACUCGAAGAAAUUGGUCGACCGCGUCGAUGAGGUGCAGGACUCCAUCGAGGAUCUCCGCAAGGACGUGGUCCUCCGGGGCGUCCGACCCCUGCCGCGGCAACUGGAGACGGUAGCCAAGGACAUCAGCCAGGCCACGGCGGAGCUGAAGAAGAUGCAGGACGCCCUCAAGCGCGAGAAACCCGUGUGGACCAAGAUUUGGGAGAAGGAGCUGCAAGUGGUGUGCGACGAGCGGGACCUGCUCACCAUGCAGGAAGAGCUGGCCGCCGACCUCGAAGACGACCUCGAGAAAGCCGCGCAGACCUUCUCCCUCGUCGAGCAGGCCACCAAGCAGCAGAACCUCCAGAACGCGCAGAACGCCCAGGCCGCCAACCGCACGGGUAGCCGGCAGCUGCAGGCGGUGGCGCUGGACAAGGCGGUAGACCCGCGGCUGGCCAAGGACGGGGUGCUCGGCGAGGUGCGCGCGCUACAGCCGAACCACGAGUCGCGGCUCGAGGCAAUCGAGCGGGCGGAGCGGGCGCGGCAGCGCGAGCUGGCGAACCGGUCGGAUGACGCGUUCAAGAAGGAGCUGGGCAGCUUCGUGGACGAGGGGAAGCUGAAGCGGAGCGGGGGGGUGGAGGAGGCGGAGCGGUUGCGGAAGGCGAAGGAUAUCAGGAUCCGGCAGGAGGUGUGGGAAAGGCAGCAGGCGAGGGCAAAUGGGAAGGUGGCGGAGCGGAGUGGGAGUGGAGGGGCGCCCGCGGAGCGGGGUGGGAAGGAACGGGAGGGGAGCACGACGAGUCUGGAUGUGUCCACGGCGGACACCAGUGCGAGCUCGCCAGAGGCGGCGUAUCAGGAUGCCAAUGAAGCGCCUCUAUGAGGCGCAGAUUGAGUGGUUCACGUUGGGUAGUGACAGUCUUUUGGAUGGGAGGGAAACACUUGGAUAUAUGUAGGCUGAGGGUGGUUUACUCAUACAUUAUUUUAUUAUACCAACGACAUUUUAUUCUUGGAACGCCA